Molecule: messenger RNA, 1180 nt
Organism: Triticum urartu
Lineage: Eukaryota; Viridiplantae; Streptophyta; Magnoliopsida; Poales; Poaceae
Source: RefSeq, a predicted model, not a curated record
CAAGAGCUGAAAUCUGCCACUGUUAACUUCAGACCAGACAGUAUUCUCGGAGAAGGUGGAUUUGGGUAUGUGUUCAAGGGGUGGAUUGAGCCAAACAGUACAGCUCCUGCAAAACCUGGCACUGGUCUGACUGUAGCUGUCAAAAGUCUGAAGGAAAAUGCUCUUCAAGGUCAUAGAGAAUGGGUGGCGGAAGUUGACUUUCUGGGACAGCUGCAUCACAAACAUCUUGUUAAGCUGAUUGGAUACUGUAUUGAGGAUGACCAAAGGCUGCUUGUGUAUGAAUUCAUGGCACGGGGAAGUCUAGAAAAUCAUCUUUUCAGAAGGACUCUUCCCCUACCUUGGCCGUGCAGGAUGAAGGUUGUUCUUGGUGCUGCUAAAGGUCUAGCCUUCCUACAUGUUGGUCCCAAACCAGUUAUUUACAGGGAUUUUAAGACAUCAAAUAUUCUUAUCGAUGCGGAGUACAAUUCAAAACUUUCAGAUUUUGGGCUCGCAAAAGCUGGUCCCCAAGGUGAUAAAACCCAUGUCUCUACUCGAGUUCUUGGCACCUAUGGCUAUGCUGCGCCCGAGUAUGUAAUGACAGGCCACUUAACAACCAAGAGCGACGUAUAUAGCUUCGGAGUCGUGCUGCUGGAGGUGCUGACUGGCAGGAGAUCAGUGGACAAGAAGCGACCUCCAGGGGAGCAGAACCUCGUUGCAUGGGCGAGGCCGUAUCUGAGCGACCGGCGAAGGCUCUAUCAGCUCGUAGACCCUCGCCUGGGACUGAACUAUUCCGUCAGAGGUGUUCAGAAGGUUGCCCAGAUCUGCCACCACUGCCUCAACCGUGACAGCAAGUCGCGCCCGAUGAUGGACGAGGUUGUCAAGCAUCUGACGCCGCUGCAGGACCUUAACGACAUGGCCGCCGUGUCGUAUAGGCCCCGGUCAUCACCCCGUGGAAAGGCGCGGCGGUGAUUGCCAGUCUGACACGAGAAAAACGGCAUUUCUAUGAUUUCUUGGCAUUGUUGGAUGCUGGUCUUGUUUUAACUGUACAGAAAAAAAAAAGAUUGGGCUCCAUGUCCAACGAAAAUUGGAGCUCUGACACCCAUGUCUCGCUUAGAUCAAUCAGACUGUUUUUGCCUGUUGCCUGAGCGAAUCGAUGACAUUGUCUGAUUGUGAUAUGUUGUAAUAAUAAUGAGUUAAUAUC